AUGGCCAGAACUGUGGAGUGUCGAGACAAGCCGUUUGAUCCAAACAACCAAUUGAACAUCCUGAUAACGUUGAAAGAAUCAGACACAGGCUCGAGUGUUACGAUAACGAUGCCCAAAGAGUUGGUAGAAGCCAACUUGUUUCCUUGGUGGAGUAAAGAUCGUUGUGCAGCAUUGUCACGACAUAACGCGGUGGAGUUCGUUGAUCUGUUCGAUUACGAUUCAAAGAUCACAACAACUCAUACCCUGAGAAGAGAACGUGAUGGAAAUUUCAAGUUUUGCGGUUGGGGUUCCAUCCUCGCAAAAAGAAGUUUCAAGACUGGCGAUAUUAUUGGGUUUUGGUGGGAUAAAUAUCACGAUAGACUCAAUUUUGAACUACUCAUGGUUGCUUAG
Brassica rapa (field mustard) is the source of this 390-nucleotide messenger RNA. Its product is annotated as putative B3 domain-containing protein At4g12617. The record is from RefSeq and is a predicted model, not a curated record. NCBI's taxonomy places the organism in Eukaryota, Viridiplantae, Streptophyta, Magnoliopsida, Brassicales, Brassicaceae.